GCGCGGUAAGGUCGCGCGGAGCUGUCGGGCGCGAUGGCUGCCCCAAGAGAAAAUGUCACUUUAUUAUUCAAGUUGUACUGCUUGACUGUGAUGACCCUUGUGGCUGCAUCUUAUACCAUAGCCUUACGAUAUACAAGGACAACAGACAAAGAUCUCUACUUUUCAUCUACAGCCGUGUGUAUCACCGAAGUUAUAAAGUUAUUCCUAAGUGUAGGGAUCUUAGCUAAAGAAACCGGCAGUCUCGGUAGAUUCAAGGCAUCAUUAAGAGAAAAUGUCUUGGGGAGCCCCAAGGAAUUGAUGAAGUUAAGUGUACCAUCCCUAGUGUAUGCAGUUCAGAACAAUAUGGCUUUCCUGGCCCUUAGCAAUCUGGAUGCAGCAGUGUACCAGGUAACUUAUCAAUUGAAGAUUCCCUGUACAGCUUUAUGUACUAUUUUAAUGUUAAACCGUACACUUAGCAAGUUACAGUGGAUCUCAGUUUUUAUGCUCUGUGGUGGAGUCACACUUGUACAGUGGAAACCAGCCCAAGCUACAAAAGUCACGGUGGAACAGAAUCCAUUGGUAGGGUUUGGAGCUAUAUUUAUUGCUGUUUUGUGCUCAGGAUUUGCAGCUCUCACCUUUGCUCUAGGAACUCUUCUUGUAUGUGUUUCUAUAUAUCUUUAUGGAUUACCUAGACAAGAUACAACAUCAAUCCAACAAGGAGAAACAGAAUCAAAAGAGAGAGUGAUUGGUGUGUGAUCUUAAUCUAAAGAAAAAUUCUUAUAAAGACUAGAUCAUUUGAAAUUAAUCUAGAGCCUUAAAUCAAUCCCACAAAGUAGCAUACAUACUGGUAUAAGAAUUAAGAAGAAAAGGCAGAAGAGAAGUGGAGAUGAUGAAUGCUUGCUUACCUUGCAGGUAAGCCCCUCUUAUGGUCCCAUGGUCCUCUGAACACCAGAUCCUUGAGCACAGAGCCAGGAGUAAACAUUGAGCAGUGAUGGGCAUGGCCCAAGAGCCCAGACCCCCUCUUCACCCUCUCCAUGUUAAAAAGAAUGAACUAUAAAAAUAAUGUCUGAAAUCAACCUGGUUUUAGGAUGAAGGAAUCUUACAAUUGUAUAUAUAAUGUACAAAUCAAGUCAGAGAUAAUGGUAUUAAAAUAUCAGGAGAUGCUACAAUAGUCAAAUAAGAUUUGGGACAGUGUUGCUGUUAAAGUGCCAAAGCCAUUUCUUCAGUAAGUCACUUAUUUGGAUACCAGGGGAAAAGGAUCACCUCAUCCUUGUUCUUUAUUCAUGUACAGUAUUUUAUCUAGCACUAAAAAUCUAGCUCUUUUCUUUAAAAAGUGAAGCAAAAAAAAUGGAUUAAUUUUGGGAAAAAAAAUGAAUGUGUAACUUCUCAAAGGGAAUCUAUUUCCUACUCAGACAAUGAUUUAUGGGUGGCGACUGAGUACUCCUUUAAGUGCUGUAUUUGUGCCAUUCACUGUCUAGAUUGUAUUUCUUUGCUGGUUAGGUGAUAUACAUUUUUUCUUCAAAAAUAUUUCUAAUGUCACUUUUGUACUUUUUUUAAAAUAAAGUAUGUUUAACUGUGGGGUUCUCAAUAAUUUGUGGAAUUUCAGUGGUUUUUUUUUUAAGUUAUAAUGUUAACAAGGAAAUCCAGCAAUAAACUUUAUUUAUAUGAAAAAAAA
Molecule: messenger RNA, 1654 nt
Organism: Suncus etruscus (white-toothed pygmy shrew)
Lineage: Eukaryota; Metazoa; Chordata; Mammalia; Eulipotyphla; Soricidae
Product: CMP-sialic acid transporter
Exons: 1
Coding region: 34-735 (233 amino acids)
Biological process (GO): pyrimidine nucleotide-sugar transmembrane transport
Cellular component (GO): Golgi membrane
Molecular function (GO): pyrimidine nucleotide-sugar transmembrane transporter activity
Source: RefSeq, a predicted model, not a curated record